Messenger RNA from Amoebophrya sp. A25, 1512 nucleotides. The record is from the annotation of a GenBank genome assembly. NCBI's taxonomy places the organism in Eukaryota, Dinophyceae, Syndiniales, Amoebophryaceae.
AAGAUGUGAGGAGAAUGACAGAAUUGAUCAGAAUGAGAGAGAUGAAAGAUGAGUACACACUUUCUCCCGGUCGAGGAACUUUCCUUCGUCGCAGCCUUCUGGUUCUAGCUUCGCGCAUAUUUCUAGUGGUCCUCUGCAUUUUGGCCGAUUUCGCAAUCGGGGACCACGAACCCGAUCCAAGUGUGCGGAGAUUUGAAGGCAGAGAUGACUUCUCUCGUUUCGCACGUAGAUGGGAUAGUGCGCAGUUUUUGGAGAUCGCGGAAAGCGGUUACGAAGAGCAAGCACAAUACGCUUUCUUUCCUCUCUUCCCGAUCUUGGUACGGCAUUUCUGCAGAGUGCUGACGGGAGGUCGUGUGGACGUAGCGUGGUGUGGUGUGAUUCUGAACGCGAUUGCAAGUGUUUUCGCAGCACAUGCAUUGGCAGAGCUGACGGUUUUGGUUUAUUACUCGUCUUCGAAAAAGGACAAGGAGAACAGUGCUGUCGUGAAGAAAACCAAAAAUCAAGAACUACUUCUGAGGGACAAGAUAUUCUUUCUAGUGGCGUUUAAUCCAGCAUCAAUUUUUUUCCUCGUGAAUUAUUCCGAAAGCUUGUUUGCUUGCCUCUUCUUCACAGCGUUGUGGCAGCUGGAACGCGGUAGUUGGGUUUUAGCUGCAGUCUUCUUUCACUUGGCCUCGUGGACGCGCGCAAAUGGGAUUCUUGCCAUCAUCAUUGUGGUCCUGCAUGCUUUCACAGAGGCAGUGCGAAUUCUCUUCCACGACAAAAAGGGCGUCGUGUGGCCAGCAUUGACCCGGCUUUUUUGCAGCUACACCAUUACGAUUGUGGCCAUUGUCACACCCUAUGCAGCCGUGCAAUGGACGGCGUACGAAAGAUACUGUGCUGUUGAUAUUACUCCGAGGAGUAGUACUACAUCUUCAGCGGCCACGUCGACAUCUUCGAGAACAUUCGAGACGCCUCCCCCCUGGUGCGACUGGCAGACGCCCAGUGUGUAUGCCUAUGUUCAGCAAAAGGUGUGGAACAACGGCUUUUUGGCAUACUGGCAGUUCCGACAGAUACCCAACUUUUUGCUUGCUUCGCCGUUAUUGUGGGUGCUUGGCACGCACUAUUCGAGAUUAUGGGCGGAUUUUCGGAUGGCAGCAGUUGGCGGAGAAAGCAGUCGUGGGACGAAAACUAGUAGUACGAAGUUGUCUCUUCUGUCAGCGCAGGUAGACCGAUUACUAGCACAGAAGGAAACCAUCCACAUUCUGAGAAGAGCAGAAUAUGAUAUCUUCAUGUUGAUUUUCGUACUCUUCAUCGUUACGACUGCUCACGUGCAGAUCGUUACGCGUGCUGCUUUUGCAUCAUGCCCAGCAAUCUAUUGGAUUUUACUGCACUUUGAUGAAAAGAACCACAACAUUUUUGGUUUUUCCGCAACCUGGUUCUGGACUGUCUUGUAUAUAGUCUUAGGUGUCGUGCUGCACUCCAAUUUUCUGCCGUGGACUUAGUCGUGUCAGGACACUGGGGAUGAACAACCAC